AUGAUUCUGCUGAUCGACAACUACGAUAGCUUCGUGUUCAACCUCGCACGGUACUUCGAGCGACUGGGGCAGAGCACGCAGGUGGUGCGAAACGACGCGAUCGAUGUCGCUGGAGUGCGUGCCCUGCAACCGCAGGCCAUCGUGCUCUCGCCGGGUCCGUGUACGCCGCAAGAGGCAGGCAGCACGCUGGAGGUGAUUCGAAGCUUGAAGGAUGAGUUCCCAAUGCUGGGGGUCUGCCUGGGCCAUCAAGCCAUUGCUGAAGCGUUUGGCGGACGCGUGGUGCGGGCCGACGAGCCCAUGCACGGGCGGACGAGCCCGGUACUGCACGAGCAACAGGGACUGAUGGCUGGGCUGCCGAGCCCCGUGACUGCGUGUCGUUAUCAUUCGCUGGUUGUAGAGGCGGAAAGUAUGCCUGCUGAAUUGGUGAUCGAUGCUCAGUUAGAAGAUGGAACCGUGAUGGCGCUGCACCAUCGCACGCGGCCGAUCUUCGGGGUGCAGUUUCAUCCCGAAUCGGUGCUGACCGAUGUAGGCUAUCCGAUCCUGGUAAAUUUUCUGCAGGCGGCCGGCAUUUCGAUCGAUGGCGCUACCCCGACGAUCGACAGCGAGCGGCGGAGUGUCGCGGCCGUGUCGCGUGUGGGCGCGGGCAUGAUUGUCGAAGGCAUUGUGACCACGCUCAACGAAGACGGUUCACCGAACAUCUCGCCGAUGGGGCCGGUGGUGGACGAAGCGCUGACCCGAUUUCGCUUGCGGCCGUUCCAGACGUCCACGACGUUCAAAAACUUGAAACGUACGGGCGAGGCUGUGUUUCAUGUGGUGGAUGAUGUCGAGCUGCUGGCGAAGGCGGCGGUGGGGGAAGUGACGCCGGCUCCGGAUACCGUGCCGGCCGAGGCGGUUGACGGGGGGAUACUCACGUCGGCCUGCCGGUGGUAUGCCCUGCGGGUGAGUACGCUGGACGAUAGUGAAGCUCGCGCGGAGAUUGAGACCGAAGUGGUCGAUCAGGGCCGGCUUCGUGAUUUCUUCGGGUUCAAUCGAGCGAAGCACGCCGUGGUGGAGGCUGCGAUUCUGGCAACGCGGGUUGGCAUUCUGCCUGCCGAAGAGAUUCGUCGGGAGAUCCAACGUUUGAAGGUCCCGGUGGAGAAGACGGGAGGACCGCAGGAACAUCGGGCUUUGGCGUUUCUUACGAGUUAUAUCGGGCACGCACUGGGCGAGAAGGUUCUCGCCUCUGAACAAGCCGCGGUGCGGGGUGUUACACUGCACGUGAGUACGCCGAGCCGGCUGCAUUGUGGGAUGCUGGCCUUUGGCGAAGGGGCGGCGCGACAAUUCGGCGGGCUGGGCAUCAUGAUCGAUCGACCUCGGGUGAAGCUGAGGGUGAGCCCGGGGGAGCGUUUGCAGACCGAAGGCCCCUUGGCCGAACGGGUGACGGAGUUCGCUCGAUUGGCAACCACGCAAGCCGACGGAGCACCGCGGGCGAAGAUUGAGGUGCUCGAAGCUCCGCCCUCGCAUGUGGGUUUGGGCAGCGGCACGCAACUGGCGAUGGCGGUGGCGGCCGGCAUGGCGGCGCUCGAGGGUUUGCCGUACGACGAUGUGGUUGAGCUAUCGCGACGUGUCGGACGGGGGAAACGCUCAUCGGUCGGCAUGCAUGGCUUCGCCGGCGGUGGGAUGAUCCUCGAAGGCGGCAAGCGGGGCACGCGCGACUUCGGCCCCCUGCUCUCUCGGGUUGCUCUGCCUGAGGAGUGGCGUUUCGUGUUGUUGCUACCGCGCGAAGGUGCGGGGCUGAGCGGAGCCGCGGAAGUGAAGGCAAUGAAUGCCCUGCCCUCGGUCGCUGUAGAUGUGACCGCGGAGAUGUGUAGGACGCUACUCAUUGAGUUGCUGCCGGCGGCACUUGAGGCAGACUUUGACACCUUUGCAGAUCGGCUCGAUUACUUUGGGCACCUGGCAGGUGCGUGUUUCUCCAGCGUUCAGGGUGGGCCCUAUGCAGAAGGGAUCGCCGCCGAAUCGGUCGCCAUUCUGCGUGAAUUCGGCGGGCGGGGAAUUGCCCAAAGCUCGUGGGGGCCCGGGGUGUUCUGUGUUUGUCCCGAUGAGCAUGCCGCUGAAGACCUGAGUUCCCGAUUGCCCCAUCACCCAGCAAUGGAAUCGCGGGAGCUCAUCGUCGCGAAGGCGGACAACCGUGGUGCGGUGGUGCGAGUCGAUCUCAACUAG
Molecule: messenger RNA, 2199 nt
Organism: Cladocopium goreaui
Lineage: Eukaryota; Dinophyceae; Suessiales; Symbiodiniaceae
Source: the annotation of a GenBank genome assembly